This is a messenger RNA of Chionomys nivalis (European snow vole), 3277 nucleotides long. RefSeq names its product BCL2 apoptosis regulator (gene Bcl2). The record is from RefSeq and is a predicted model, not a curated record. Gene Ontology annotation, molecular function: protein homodimerization activity; protein heterodimerization activity. Gene Ontology annotation, biological process: extrinsic apoptotic signaling pathway in absence of ligand; negative regulation of intrinsic apoptotic signaling pathway; intrinsic apoptotic signaling pathway in response to DNA damage. The transcript is spliced from 2 exons. Gene Ontology annotation, cellular component: mitochondrial outer membrane. Lineage: Eukaryota; Metazoa; Chordata; Mammalia; Rodentia; Cricetidae. The coding region runs from base 1192 to 1902 and encodes 236 amino acids.
GAGGGGGGGCAAACCCUCCCCCACCACCUUCUUCUCCCGCAGCGCACCACACACAGCGCGCGGGCUGCUCACUCGGCAACGGCCGCCGCGGCGCGUCCCUGCUUGUAUUUAUCAAGCUGCUCCCACCCCCCACCCCAUUUUUCGGAAAACGUAUUGGCCUUUCGGAGUUUAAUCAGAAGAGGAUUCUCGUCCCCGUUCCCUCCGCUCUUCCAUCGUCCCCCUCGCGUGUCUCUGUCGUGGAGGGCUGAAGCAAUCCGGUGGCUACCGAUCCAUGCCUGCGCUCGAGCGUGUGUGUGCGAGUGUAAAUUGCCGAGAAGAGGGGGAAAUCACAGGACUUCUGCAAAUGCUGGACUGAAAAUUGCAAUUCAUCUGCUGCCGCUGCUGCUUUUUUGGCAACGCUGUCGUGCUCUUGAAAUCUCCGGUUGGAAUUCCUAGGGGUUAACAUUUUCAGUGAAGCCGAAGUGUGGGGACGCGAUCUGGAAACCCUCUUGAUUUUUACUCCACCUAGCUCCCCACCUCCAACUACUGAUUCAUUGCAAGUUUCAAAGAAGCUUAUACAAGGAGACUUUUGAAGAUCAAUGGUGUCGUUGCCUUAUGUAUUUGUUUGGGUUUUACCACGAAAAGGAACGUGACAGACCAUGCCGUCCUUAAAAAUACAGUGAGUUUUUUUGCACAGGAAUUUGGUUUAAUGUAACUUUCAACGGACGCAUUUCAAUUUUUCUUUUCUUUUUUUUUUUACUUUAAAUGCAUUCGAACAAAUUCAGUUUCCAGACAAUUUGAUUCGUUCUCUUUAGCGUGUAACUUGUAGCGGAUAUGCCCUUCCUCCCCUGAGAAUAUAAAGGAGAACACACCUGAUUUUAACUUGCUAGGUCGUCCCGCCCCUCACCUUUCAGCAUUGCGGAGGAAGUAGAAGGAUAUUAACUCAGCUUAAUAAAUAAUGUGCCUCAUGAAAUAAAGAGCCAAAAGGAAUUUGAAUAAAAAUUUCCUGCAUCUCAUGCCAAGGGGGAAACACCAGAAUCAAGUGUUCCGCGUGAUUGAAGACACCCCCUCAUCCAGGAAUGCAAAAGCACAUCCAAUAAAAGAACUGGAUUAUAACUAUCCUUUUUUUCUUUUCUUUUUUUCUUUUGGGGCCGUGGGGCGGGAGUCGGGACGAGAAGUGCUGUUGGUACCUGCAGCUUUUUUGGGGGAAGGAUGGCGCAAGCCGGGAGAACAGGGUAUGAUAACCGGGAGAUCGUGAUGAAGUAUAUCCAUUAUAAACUGUCACAGAGGGGCUACGAGUGGGAUGCGGGAGAUGUGGACGCCGUGCCCCCGGGGGCCGCCCCCACCGCUGGCAUCUUCUCCUUUCAGCCUGAGAGCAACCCCACGCCCGCUGUGCACCGGGACACGGCUGCCAGGACGUCGCCACUAAGGCCCAUAGUCGCCACUGCUGGGCCUGCGCUCAGCCCGGUGCCACCUGUGGUCCACCUGACCCUCCGCCGGGCUGGGGAUGACUUCUCCCGUCGCUACCGUCGCGACUUCGCGGAGAUGUCCAGUCAGCUGCACCUGACGCCCUUCACCGCGAGGGGACGCUUUGCUACGGUGGUGGAGGAACUCUUCAGGGAUGGGGUGAACUGGGGGAGGAUUGUGGCCUUCUUUGAGUUCGGUGGGGUCAUGUGUGUGGAGAGCGUCAACAGGGAGAUGUCACCCCUGGUGGACAACAUCGCCCUGUGGAUGACUGAGUACCUGAACCGGCAUCUGCACAACUGGAUCCAGGAUAACGGAGGCUGGGAUGCCUUUGUGGAACUGUAUGGUCCCAGCGUGCGGCCCCUGUUUGAUUUCUCCUGGCUGUCUCUGAAGACCCUGCUCAGCCUGGCCCUGGUGGGGGCCUGUAUCACUCUGGGUGCCUACCUGGGCCACAAGUGAGGUCCACAGACCUGCCCCAAACAAAUAUGCAAAAGGUUCACAAAAGCAGUAGAAACAAUAUGCAUUAUCAAUGAUGUACCAUGAAACAAAGUUGGGAUUUUUUUUUUUUCUUAAAUACACACACACACACACAUUCAGGCAAAUGGUCGAAUCAGCUAUUUACUGCCAAAGGAAAUAUCAUUUAUUUUUUACAUUAUUUAGGAAAAAAAAAGAUUUAUUUAUUUAAGACAGUUCCAUUGAAACUCCAAGCUUUGGAAACCCUGCCAGGAAUUGCCAAGCACCACUUUGUGGCUCCACCUGCUGGCCUGUACCUAUGGACACCGAUCUGUUUUUCAUAUUGGCCAGACUGGUCGUCUAAAGAACAAAUGUCCCAGGAACCUGACUGCUGGGGAAGCCUGCAGUCUGACUGCUGGAAGCUGGAGAGAAGGUCUCCAUGUGAUCUGUAUAAACUGGCCCUGGGGGCUAUGAUACCGUAGGGGUAGUUGCCUACAAGGAAGUCUGAUCUUCCUUGGACUGGAGAACGGACUUUGUGUAUGAUUCACAUGGUACAUACCCAGCCAGAGGACAAAGACUGGGGACUUCAGAUGGACUUGGUACCUACUGAGACGUCCCCACUGAAAGACAGAGAUGGGAGAAUUCCCUUAAACCACAGGAAAUUAUUUUUUUAGCUACCAAUUGUGCCGAGAAGCAUUUUAGCAGUUUAUAUGAUAUCAUCCAGUACCUUAAGUCCUGAUUGUAGAUAUUCAUAUAUUUUGGAUACACCCACCCACCCUCCUAUACUCACUCUGAGUAGGAAACAGAAGCUUCUAGAUUCCAGGAAGUGGACAUGUGGUGACUUCGUCAGCAUCAGGAAGAAUGGGGUCACCCAGAACGUCAGGCGGCCACAAGUGCCUGCUUUUAGGAGACCAGCACCUGCAGAACCUACUCCCUGGCCCAGUGAGGCCUUGACCUGACUGACCCUUGGCCCUCCUCAGCCUCGCUCGGGUGCUGGAACAGAGCAGUUUGGCUGUGAAUGUCUGGAAGCUCAGAAUUGCACAGUAAGAAAGAGCAAUAGUGAGACUCACUGUGGGCCCUGCCUCAUCUGGAGCGUGAGAUCCAUGACUCUUCCUAGGACAUUUGCCAAGGUAGAGAGAAGGCAGGCUCCAGCCUCUCCUGCCAGAGGGUGUGGUGAGGCAGGGACACCACCACAGCAGAAAAGAAGCCUGUGGCCCUCCAGGCAGCUGCGGGUACCUGCUAGCCUGGUCUGUCCUGUCUAAGGAAAGGGUCUGAAAUACUGUGGGGAGGCCAUAGAUCCUAAAGGAAGCCCUGCAGCGAGGCCUAAGGAUUCAAUGGCCUAUGUCUAUGGAGUUACAUGUAAAACAUUAUCCGUCUUUGU